Halteromyces radiatus is the source of this 1596-nucleotide messenger RNA. RefSeq names its product 2-oxoacid dehydrogenases acyltransferase-domain-containing protein. Lineage: Eukaryota; Fungi; Mucoromycota; Mucoromycetes; Mucorales; Cunninghamellaceae. Gene Ontology annotation, molecular function: lipoic acid binding; acetyltransferase activity. Gene Ontology annotation, cellular component: mitochondrion; cytoplasm. The coding region runs from base 223 to 1509 and encodes 428 amino acids. The transcript is spliced from 3 exons. The record is from RefSeq and is a predicted model, not a curated record.
UUUUUUUUUAUAUCUAUCUUUCUCUUUCCCCUCACCCCUUUUUUUUCGAUACCGCUAUGAAUAUCCUACGUUUAUCAAGACAACCACUAUUUAUAUUGAAGCGUACCUUGGUUACAUAUACUUCAUCACCAAUAGUUAAAGUAAGUAGCAAUAUGAAAAUGAAUGUAGUUCUUUUUCUAAUUCCUUUGAUAGAGAAAUGGUCUAUCCAGGACGCAAAAAUCUAUGGUUUAUACUCCUUCUUUUAUCCGUCAUCCAUUCCAUACCACUGUUCAGCAACUAGGUGUCAAGUCCUUUCUAUUAGCAGAUAUUGGUGAAGGUAUUACGGAAUGCGAAUUAAUUCAAUGGUUUGUUGAACCUGGACAAACAGUUGCUGAAUUUGACAAGAUUUGUGAAGUUCAAUCAGACAAGGCCUCUGUUGAAAUUACGUCUCGUUAUUCUGGUAAAAUUACGAAGCUUUACCAUGAUGUACAUGACAUUGCAAAGGUUGGUCAACCUCUAGUAGAUAUUGAAGCGGAAGGUGAUCAAGAACAAUGCAAGAUAGAGGACAUUACGCCAAUGGAAGAAACUCCAACGACAUUGCAUCGAGAAAAACAUGACUCAUUUAUGGCUCCUUCUGUACGACGACUUGUUUUGACUAAUAAUAUCAAGAUUACGGAUGUGAAAGGAACUGGAAAAGGUGGACGUAUACUGAAAGAAAAUAUUCUAGAUCAUUUGAAUAGAAAGCUACAAGUGGAUGGAUCAACAUUGGUGGAUACAACUAUGCCAAUCAAAGAAGGAGAAGAUACAACAACCUCACUAUCAAUGAUUCAAAAAACAAUGUUCAAAACCAUGACACAAUCACUCACUAUUCCUCAAUUGGGUUACAAGGAUGAAAUAGAAUUGGAUGCUACGACACAAUAUCGAUCAUCACUAAAUGAUCAUAUCACCAAACACCAAAACAUGUAUCCUUUUACCAAGAUAUCCUACCUUCCUAUCUUUAUCAAAAGUUUAUCCAUCGCUCUCUCCUACUAUCCUAUUAUGAAUGCUAUGAUUACAGGUGAUCAAAAGGAUGUGAAUUCAUUACAAUUAAUAUAUCGUGGAUCUCAUAAUGUUGGUGUUGCUAUGGAUACUCCUCAAGGUCUGAUUGUGCCCAAUAUUAAGAAUGUACAAUCUAAAACUAUCUUUGAAGUCGCGGCUGAACUACAUCGAUUGGUGGAACUGGGUAAAACAAAUGCUAUACCGUUAGAAGAUCUUCAAAAUGGUACCAUCACUCUUUCCAAUAUUGGCACUAUUUCAGGUACGUACGCAAAUCCUGUUAUUGUCUCUUCAGAAUUGGCUAUUGUGGCUUUAGGCAAGAUGCAGAAAUUACCUAGAUUUGAUCAGGCUGGCCAGGUCGUGUCCAAGGAAAUUUUACCUAUCAGUUGGUCGGCGGAUCAUAGAAUUAUUGAUGGUGCUACUGUUGCUCGGUUUGGGAAUACUUGGAAAACGUUGAUUGAAAAUCCUGCCUUACUUACUAGUGAACUUCGAUAAAUUUACCAUAGAUUAGUAGUAUAGAUUUCUUUUUUUUUUAUGUAAAUUAAAAAAAUAAACAGAUUUAAUAUAGUAUAUUUUUUUUUU